This is a messenger RNA of Penicillium maclennaniae, 984 nucleotides long. Its product is annotated as putative mitochondrial carrier protein. Gene Ontology annotation, biological process: glycine import into mitochondrion. NCBI's taxonomy places the organism in Eukaryota, Fungi, Ascomycota, Eurotiomycetes, Eurotiales, Aspergillaceae. Gene Ontology annotation, molecular function: glycine transmembrane transporter activity. Gene Ontology annotation, cellular component: mitochondrion; mitochondrial inner membrane. The transcript has 2 exons. Bases 1 to 984 code for a protein of 327 amino acids. The record is from RefSeq and is a predicted model, not a curated record.
AUGUCGAACAGUGGCACGAUAGCGGUGCCGGCCAAGACUGGCACCUCCACAUCAUCCAAAACAAUCUUCCAUUUCUCCGCCGGCCUCUGCUCUGGCCUGACAUCCUCCAUCCUCCUUCAACCCGCCGAUCUCCUCAAGACCCGCGUCCAACAAUCCCAACAAUCUCUCCUCCCAACCCUCAAAGCCAUUCUCGCCUCCCCGCAUCCAAUCCGCGGACUAUGGCGCGGUACUCUCCCCUCUGCGUUGCGCACCGGCUUUGGGUCAGCUCUCUACUUCACCAGUCUCAAUGCCUUCCGCCAGACACUCGCCCAAGCUAAUGCCCCCAUCAUCCUCGCCGGAUCACCAGCACUUAAAUCUUCAUCCGCCCUCCCUAAACUCUCCAACUCAGCCAACCUAGCCACAGGAGCCGUCGCCCGCGUCGCCGCCGGCUUCGUAAUGAUGCCCGUCACGGUAAUCAAAGUGCGCUACGAAUCCGACUUCUACGCCUACCGCAGCCUCCUCGGCGCAGGUCGUGACAUUGUCCGCACUGAAGGCAUGCGCGGCCUCUUCGCAGGCUUCGGCGCCACCGCCGCCCGUGAUGCUCCUUACGCCGGCCUCUACGUCCUCUUCUACGAACAGCUGAAACGCCGAUUAGCUAUCAUGAGCAGCAACGGUACUGGCAGUGACGGGAUACCUCUAGCCGCUGUCUCAUCUUCGACCAUCAACUUCGGCUCGGGUGCCUUGGCAGCUGGCCUAGCGACGGCCAUCACCAACCCAUUUGAUGCGGUGAAGACCCGUCUGCAGCUCAUGCCAGCCAAGUACGGAAAUAUGAUCCGAGCUACGCGCUUGAUGAUCCACGAGGACGGCAUGCGCAGUCUCUUUGGCGGCCUCGGUCUACGUAUCGCUCGCAAAGCACUCAGCUCAGCGCUGGCAUGGACAGUCUAUGAAGAAUUGAUUUUGCAGGCGGAGAAGCGAUGGGCGGCGAAGACCGAGAUAGGCCUAUAG